UUCCCCCGGCAGAGGGGAGGAGAGGCACGGAGCAGAGGCAGUCCGGAUCCAGUUUGGAGGAGGAAAACAAAACUCAGAGAGUGACGGCCACGGAGAAAUCCGAAGCCCCCGGGUGAACGGAGGGUUUGUGUCCUCUGAAGUCAUGUCUUUGCAGCGUUGGACAACUCUCCUCCAGCCCAGCUCAGACCUGAGGAAGCCCAGCAGUGUGUAGCAGCAGCAUCAUCACUCCUGUCUGUCACCAUGCCGUCGGUUUCCCUCAACCUACCAACAGCUCUAGCAGGACCAGCUCGGACCUGGGUCUGCUUGUCCUGCAUGUUCUGGCCAGAGGAGUUGGAGGCUCUUCAUUCCCACACGUUUCGGGUGAAGACUUUCAAAAAGACCAAGCACUGCGGCGUCUGCAAACAAACCAUCGUUCAGGACGGACUCAUCUGCCGAGUGUGCCGGAUAGCUUGCCACAAGAAAUGUGAAGUCAAGGUGACGUCAUCUUGUGUUCCAGCAACAAACUAUGAGCUGGCACCCAGCAGUGACCUCCCUCUCAAACAUGUAGACACCAUGGGGUCAACAAAAUCCUCAAAGAGCAUGGAGUCACGGCGCAGACCAUCGAGGAGCGCGAGUCUUCUCCAGGCCCUGGAGGAGAGCUACGAGCUGGACUUGAUCUACAUCACCGAGAGGAUCAUCUCCGUCUCCUUCCCCAGCAGCGUGGAGGAGCAGAGCUACGCUGCCAACCUGAGGGAGGUCGCCUCCAUGCUGCGCUCCAAGCACGGCCACAACUACCUGCUCUUUAACCUGAGUGAGAAACGUUAUGACAUCAGUCAGCUCAACCCAAAGGUGUUGGACUUUGGCUGGCCCGACCACCACGCUCCUGCCCUGGACAAGAUCUGCAGCAUCUGCAAGGCCAUGGACACGUGGCUGAGCGCUGACAGCCACAACGUGGUGGUGAUUCACAACAAGGGCAACCGAGGCAGAACCGGAGUGGUGGUGGCAGCCUACAUGCACUACAGCAAUAUUUCUGCCAGCGCUGACCAGGCUCUGGACAGGUUUGCCAUGAAGCGAUUUUAUGAAGACAAAGUGCUUCCUGUGGGCCAACCAUCUCAGAAAAGGUAUGUGGAGUACUUCAGCGGCCUGCUGUCUGGCCACAUUAAGAUCAAUAACAAGCCUCUGUUCCUUCAUCACGUCAUCCUGCACGGCAUUCCCAACUUUGAGUCCAAGGGAGGUUGUCGUCCCUUUCUUAAAAUCUACCAGGCCAUGCAGCCCGUCUACACAUCUGGGAUCUAUAAUGUUCAAGGUGACAGUCAGACAAGUAUUUGCAUCACCAUUGAACCAGGUCUUCUUCUGAAGGGGGACAUCUUGCUCAAGUGCUACCACAAACAAUACCACAGCCCGUGCAGAGAYGUGAUAUUCCGUGUGCAGUUCCACACCUGUGCUAUUCAUGACCUGGGGAUCAUCUUUGGGAAAGAUGAGCUGGAUGAGACAUUUAAAGACGACAGGUUUCCAGAAUAUGGAAAAGUUGAGUUUAUUUUCUCGUUUGGUCCUGAGAAAAUACAUGGUCAAGGUAUGGACCACCUGGAGAACGGGCCGAGUGUUUCGGUUGACUACAACACCCAGGAUCCCCUGAUCCGCUGGGACUCGUACGAAAACUUCCAUCAGAGCUGCGAGGAUGCUACAGACGAAGUCAACCAUACCCAAGGACCCCUUGACGGCAGCCUGUAUGCAAAAGUUCGCAAAAAGGAGUCUAUCGAAGAAACAGUCACGUCUAACGGCCUUCCACCCACUGCUGUUGACCAUGCACUACCUGCCGUUGACCAUGCCCUAUCGGUGAGUAGUGACUCAGGAAAUUCCACUGCUUCCAUCAAAACAGACCGAACAGAUGAAGCAGCAGCAGUCCCUCCAGCCUCCACAGUAAGCCAGACACACAUUACUGUGAGAGAGGAAGUACCUACAGUCCAACACCAAGCCCCGCCUUCACAACAAUCAAUCAGUCCCAAAGAGAAAAAGGAACUAGAGCAACUACUGAGUGGAUUGGAGGGGCCCACGCACCGACAAGCCUACCUGUCCACCCCGACAUCUGCUGCUGGGAUGCUUCACCUGGUGCCAGCCCAGGUCCAUGUUAACGGACACAGUGGCAUUGAUCGUGAAACUGACAUUUUGGAUGAUGAGCUGCCUACCAGUCAAGAGGGCAACAGCGUGGACAGCCUUGGAACCUUUUCCUCAACAGACGGCCGAGCUACACCAGCUGAUCUCUACUACCAGUCUGAAUCACUAAGCAAUGGCCAGGAGCACGUACCAUAUCUGGAGCGCAUCAUCCCAGAAAAGCCUCUGGAAUCUGUUCACUCACAGGUUAGCAGAUUCGAUAAACCUGUCUCUAUGACCAAAAGUGAUUCAGCCCCGUUCUCUGGUGAUUACAUGGCRACCCAAAACAGCAGCCUGUAUCGCUCUCAGUCUUUUGGUGAAGAUCCAAAGUCUAUGCCACAGGCUCCAGCCCGCACCACCAGCAGCAGAGAUGCCGUCCAGCGUGGGCUCAAUGUUUGGCAGAAGUUCGGAGUACCCGAGGAGCCAGUCACUGAAGGCAUCACUUUCAGUCCACCUCCAUCUGCAUCAAUGUCYGGCCACCACAGUUUGCCACAGUUCCCACAUCAUCGCAGUGCUUCCCAGCAAGAGAUUGAGCAAUCUAUUGAAACUCUAAACCUACUAAUAUCGGACCUACAGCCCAGCCAUGCAGUUAUGACAAAAUCUCUAAGYGCUCCACUUAGAGAAGACAACACUGUUGUGACCACCCAACCUUCCGUCUCCCAGAACCAAACCAGGCCGUCCUACCAGACUGGUACUGCUCACAUUUCUAGUCCUGCGUCUGGCCUGACCAACCUCCCAUCAAUAAAUCAGAUGUUCUUUGACAAGCCUGCUUCACCAGAGCCUACACCUGUCUAUGGAGCUCCAARUUACUCUGCUGGAACAUCUAGAACCACCGUCCAGCUCCAGUCUCCAGAGRUCUUUGAGUCCCAAAGAAAUGCUGCCUCAGCGUCGCCGCAGCCGAGAGACGGGAAUGAAGUCUUCAACGUGGAGGGACUGGUGGCCCAAAGGGUUGCAGAGUACUCGGCUCGUGUCAAAAACAUCGUCCCCAGCAUGACCUCUUCUCAGUCUGAGCACCGCCGCUCUCACUCCCUCUCCGGUGUUCAGGCCCGGGCGGUGUCCUUGGAUGAACCGGCUGUCCUCCCUCGCCAUCGCCUCGCCAGCGAGGGUCACUCUGACGACGCUUCUGAUGUCCCCGUCCGUUCCCCCGUCCGCUGCGUCUCUCCAGAGUUUGUCAACGCCAUAGCGAUGAACCCUGGAGGGCGGCCCAAAGAGAGGAACAUGCACAGCUACCGGGAGGCCUUCGAGGAGAUGGAAGGAGGUCCCAUCAGUCCAACACCCACAGCUGGUGGUGAGGCGUUUCCCCAAACCCCCGCCUUCCCCAUCUCACCGCAAACCCCUUACUUCAAUUUGUGCCGGUCUCCUCCUGGUCUCGCCAAGACUCCACUGUCAGCUCUGGGCUUGAAGCCACACAACCCGGCAGAAAUCCACCUCAAUCAAACAGGCUCAGCUCCAAGGAGCUACGUAGAGUCUGUGGCSAGGUCGGCAGCAGCAGGCGGAGAGCUGUCCACGUCACCUCGAAGUCUUAGCCCCACUGGAGACAGCAAGAGUCACCCGAGGAGUCCAAGUCCCCCCACCCAAACACUAAACCCACCUUUGUCCAGCAGCAGUCCCAUCCAGAGCUCACAGGGGGAUCCUCACUUAACUGAAAGCAGCACAUCCUCCCAACCGGCAUCUGAUUCUGGGUUCUACCCCCAGCCCACWCACAUCCCAUCCAAUCAAAACCCGAAUCCUUCCACUUCCUCCUACCUGGACUCCAGCUCUCCAACCUCUUCCCGCCUCGGCUCCACAACCCCCACACUGUCCUAUCUUGGUCCCAGCAGCCUGUUGGGGAGCUAUCCAUCAUCUGAUCCCAGCCCACCUGUCCCAGAGCCAUCCAAGAUGGCUAUUGGCUAUGGAAGUCCCCAUCCUCUGCCCAUCGUCCAUGGCUCUGUCCACAGUCCCAUCCUCCUGCAACACGUGGGGGUUCGACAGGUUGGGUCCAACCAGCUGAUCCAGAAAUCACCAGCUAAUGGUUUUGAAGAGAUCAUGGCAGGGUUAGGUGGGAGUCCCAUCCUUGGUCGCCGUCUGUCACAGGGUACUCAGAGCAGCCCGGUCCUCAGCAGACAGGCCUCUCUGGGACAGGCGUCUCAGCACAGCCCAGUCCUCAGCAGGCAGCCGUCCUUGGGUCAACCCAUCCAGAGCAGCCCCGUGCUCAGCCGACAGCCAUCCGUCACACACCCUCAAGGAAGUCCAGUGUUGGGCCGUCACCCRUCCGUGACCCAGAUGUCCCAGAGGAGUCCCAGUUUAGACCGCCACCCCAUGCACAGCGGUUACACCACGCCAGAUGAGAGACACGGGAACCUGUCAAGACAGAGCAGCUCCUCUGGCUACCAGGGACCACCCACCCCCUCCUUCCCCGUCCCCGCUGCUGGCUUCCAGGAUGGUGGGGUGUUGGGGAUGGGUGCGGGUUUCAGGCAGGGGAGCCCAGCUUCUGUUUUCCAGCCCCAACUCCCAGAGAAGAGGCGCAUGUCCAGCGGCGACAGACCAAACGGAGGACUGUCCUACGGGACGCUAAAUGGGAAGAUAGUGUCCCCGGUGAAUGGAGGAGGUACUUCAGGCUACUUCCACACCUUGUCGGACUUCUCACGGUUCAAUAUACCUGAUGGAAGCCCAGAGAGCAGGCUGAAUGUUAAAUUUGUUCAGGACACGUCUAAGUUCUGGUACAAGCCCGACAUCUCCAGGGAGCAAGCUAUCAACCUGCUGAAAGAGCGAGAGCCGGGAGCCUUCGUCAUCCGAGACAGCCACUCGUUCAGAGGGGCGUAUGGUUUGGCCAUGAAGGUGGCUUCUCCACCUCCAACUGUGCACCAGAACAAAAAAGGCGACACCACCAACGAGCUAGUGAGGCACUUCCUGAUCGAGAGCAGCCCUAAAGGAGUGAAGCUCAAAGGUUGCCCCAACGAGCCUUAUUUUGGUUGUCUGUCUGCUUUGGUCUACCAACACGCCAUCACACCUUUGGCUCUUCCUUGUAAGCUCAUCAUCCCGACUGCAGAUCUGAUGGAGGAAACACCCGAGGUGGCAGCACCAAACCCUCUGGUUGAAAGAUUAAAACAAGGAGCAGUGCAGAGCGCCCCUGCUGAUUCCCAUGCGUGCAACGUUCUCUACAUCAACUCGGUGGACAUGGAAUCCCUGACGGGCCCCCAGGCAGUGGCCAAAGCCAUAACCGAGACUCUGACCGCCGCUUCUCCACCGGCCGCCACCGUCGUUCACUUCAAGGUGUCCUCGCAGGGCAUCACRCUCACCGACAACCAGAGGAAGCUUUUCUUCCGGCGCCACUAUCCCACCAACACYGUCACUUUCUGCGAUACGGACCCUCAGGACAGGAAAUGGAGUAAAGCUGAAGGAGGCACAGCCAAGCUCUUCGGGUUUGUGGCGCGCCGGCAGGGCAGCACGACGGACAACGUCAGCCACAUCUUCGCCGAGCUGGACCCGGACCAGCCGGCCAGCGCCAUCGUCAACUUCGUCUCGAAGAUCGUCGCCUCGCAGACGCGAUGAGAAGCGUCGGCCACAAAAAGUAAAAAUAAAUAAAUAAAACCAACCCUGGCGCUUUAAAAAAAAAAAGCUUUGGUUAUUUUCUCUCCCUUUUUUUUUUUUUUUACCACAGAAACCUUUGAUUUUCACCUUCUUUUUCUGCUCCGUCACAUUUUCUGUGUGUUUGGAAGCUGAGUGCAACUUUUUAUUUGGGUCGGGCUUCAGAACGGACCAGAGGAAGUGCAGGAUGGGGRUGUGGCUGCAUGCGAUGAUGGGGUGUGGGGGGUGGGGGUUUCAUCCCCCUGGAAGGGUACCUAAAAAAAAAACAGGAAGAGGGAUUGAGAUUUGGGUGUUUAAAUGUCAAGUCGUUGCUUUUUUUUAAUGUUUUGUUUAAGAAGUCAAGUCGUCUGAUCUACGGUUGGAUUGUUUUUCUAUCAGGCUUUCGACUGGUCAACCAAAGAUUUUACAGAAGUAGUCGGGGGGGUGUAUAGUGUGCCACUGUGGGAAGGUCAGAAGUAUUCUUUUGUACAACAAAUAUUGCUGCUUAUUUAAAAGAAAUACUGUUAGAAAUAGAUUCUUCCUGUAUGUACUGAUACUGUAGGUCAAUUCUGCACCGACAAGCAAAAAAAGUUGAGGUUUUGCAGCUGUAAAUAUUCUAAAUAGCUUUUUUUUAGGUAGAACUGAACUUAGAUAACUUUUGGUGCCUGACUUUGUUGCCUAAAAACUAUUCAAAAAAAGAAGAAAAAAAUAUGCAAGUUGUUUAAAUAUGCAAAACAGCCAAACUUGGAAAUAAGCUUAAGGACUGAAGCUAAAGAGCGGCUCGUCUGAACGUGUUGUUUCAGCUGUUUGGCUGUGGGAUUGUCAGUAAGAGUUACUGUUUGAGUCRUUGCAUCCAAUCAGAGAGAAGGGCUCUUUACUUCACUGAAGGGCCGACAUCAUCAUUUAACCAAAACCGCCCCCCCUCGCCCUGCCCUAAUGUAAGCUAUACGUACAUACAGUAGAUAUACAAAGAAAUAUAUAUAAACUUCCAGACAGUGAUCUAAAAUAUUUAUUUUUGUUUGCUUUGUUGCUCCAUUUUAUCUUGUAUACAUGUAUUAUAAAGUAUACAUCAAGCGAGAGGAAAGCUUUUAUUUUAGCUGAAAGUGUUUUACAUGAAAAAGGUGUAAAGUGUGUGCAUUUAAGUGUAUCACUGUUGUUUUUUUAAGUGUUCAUAUUUUCUUAAAGUCUGCUUUUAAGAGGGGAAUUAUUUUAUAAGGAAGAAUGUCCCAAUUAGAGUUUUUUUUUUCUUUUAAAGUGACAUCGAACACAUUUUCUUUUAUAAAA
Molecule: messenger RNA, 6960 nt
Organism: Austrofundulus limnaeus
Lineage: Eukaryota; Metazoa; Chordata; Actinopteri; Cyprinodontiformes; Rivulidae
Gene: tns1b
Product: tensin 1b
Exons: 34
Coding region: 241-5661 (1806 amino acids)
Biological process (GO): fibroblast migration
Cellular component (GO): focal adhesion
Molecular function (GO): protein binding
Source: RefSeq, a predicted model, not a curated record